This is a messenger RNA of Ornithodoros turicata, 453 nucleotides long. RefSeq lists its product as uncharacterized. The coding region runs from base 1 to 453 and encodes 150 amino acids. Gene Ontology annotation, biological process: DNA integration. Lineage: Eukaryota; Metazoa; Arthropoda; Arachnida; Ixodida; Argasidae. Gene Ontology annotation, molecular function: nucleic acid binding. The record is from RefSeq and is a predicted model, not a curated record. The transcript has a single exon.
AUGCCCACGACAACAGCUCAGAGGACAGUCGAAGAACUGCGGACCAUUUUUGCCCAAUUCGGAUUGCCAGAAGAAGCCGUAACGGACAAUGGUCCCCAAUUCGUGUCCGAAGAAUUUCGUAACUUCAUAGAAGAGAAUGCCGUCAUUCACACGACAACACCGCCAUAUCACGCUGCUUCGAAUGAACUUGCGGAGCGCGCUGAAACACUGAAGAAACUUCUUCUAAAGCAGUUGACAGAAGACAAGAGCGAUAACAAGAAAAGAAGCAUGCAGCUUAAACUUUCGAAUUUUCUGUUCCAGUAUCGCACGACACCUCAUGCAACGACCGAGAAGAUGCCUGCUGAACUCUUCUUAGGACCGCUGCCCAGGACCCGUCUCUCUCUACUGAAGCCUGGCUACGACCAUGCACGUCGUGCAAAGCAAAACCGGAUGAAAAUGUACGCAGAUAAAUGA